This is a messenger RNA of Salvia miltiorrhiza (redroot sage), 1194 nucleotides long. RefSeq lists its product as uncharacterized. The coding region runs from base 553 to 1002 and encodes 149 amino acids. Gene Ontology annotation, molecular function: structural constituent of ribosome. Gene Ontology annotation, cellular component: ribosome. Gene Ontology annotation, biological process: translation. The transcript has 4 exons. NCBI's taxonomy places the organism in Eukaryota, Viridiplantae, Streptophyta, Magnoliopsida, Lamiales, Lamiaceae. The record is from RefSeq and is a predicted model, not a curated record.
CACUCAAUCAGUCGUCUUCUUCGCCGCCGGGGGAAUUCCGUUGAAAUAGAAAUUUUCCGCGAGUGUUAAGCGUCUCGUUUUAUGCUGCCUUAUUCGUGAUUUCCUAUAGCGCCAUAAUUUUUUAGGUUACUGAAUUCGAUCAGCUUUAUACGCUUUGUAUUUCGAUUUUAAUUAACUGCUAAAAUCGGCAUGACAUUUUUUGAACUCAGAAUUGUUGAGAUUGAUCAUCAUAUUACUUUGUAAGGUUGCAGAGAAAGAUUCCCGGAAACAACCUUACAAAUGUUGCAGAGAGAGAUUCCCGGAAACAUCAUUGUUCGAGAUCACACCCUCUACGCCUUGAAGGAAGGAUGCGUCAAGUUUGAGCGCAACAAGCUAACUGGACGCAAGUGGAUUCAUGUUGAUCCCAAGGAAGGUCACGAGCUGCAUCCAGUCUAUGCAAACAUGGGCGACGCGGCUGCUGCUGAGAUGAAGACCGCAGCUUACAAACUGGGCCGCCUAUCUUCACUGGGGCGGGUCGCAGAUUUAUCUACUGCUGCGUAUUAAGCAAACAUCAUGAAUUCCGUUGCAUCUCUGUACAGAAGAUUAAGCAUUAGGGAUCUGAUCUCCAACACGCCUGUUUACAGUUCAGCUACUGAUGUAUCCGGAGAGGGAUUGAGUUUGGUGUUGAGGCGAUGGGCUAGCAAGAAAACGGCAGGAUCCACGAAAAAUGGUCGCGACUCGUUGCCCAAGAAUCUCGGGGUCAAGAAAUUUGGUGGAGAGAGAGUGAUUCCCGGAAACAUCAUUGUUCGUCAAAGGGGUACGCGUUUCCAUCCAGGGAACUAUGUUGGCAUGGGUCGAGAUCACACCCUCUACGCCUUGAAGGAAGGACGCAUCAAGUUUGAGCGCAACAAGCUAACUGGACGCAAGUGGAUUCAUGUUGAGCCCAAGGAAGGUCACGAGCUGCAUCCAGUAUAUGCAAACAUGGGUGACCCGGCUGCUGUUGAGAUGAAGACAGCAGCUUAACUCAGGUUUGUAGUCACAUGGUAAUGCAAGCUUUUCAUCCUGUUUGGUGAAAUAGGUUGCUAGACAUGUUGAAAGCUAAAAACAAGUUUUUGUGUUUUGAUUGCUUAGAUGUAAAAUGUUGUUAAUAGGUUGUUAGUAUUAUCUCAGUCGAAAAUACAUUUUUCAAUAGUGAGAUUGAUCUUUUGUUUGUUA